Messenger RNA from Cercocebus atys (sooty mangabey), 4249 nucleotides. RefSeq names its product aquaporin 5 (gene AQP5). The transcript is spliced from 4 exons. Gene Ontology annotation, cellular component: plasma membrane; apical plasma membrane. The record is from RefSeq and is a predicted model, not a curated record. Gene Ontology annotation, molecular function: water channel activity. Gene Ontology annotation, biological process: transmembrane transport. Bases 2944 to 3741 code for a protein of 265 amino acids. Lineage: Eukaryota; Metazoa; Chordata; Mammalia; Primates; Cercopithecidae.
AGUUCUCCCAGGGAACUCAGAGGUCCCCAUAUCAGGAGAGGAGGGGAAGGGCUCUCCCUGAGACAUUCAAAUUCCCCCUGCCACCAAUGGGGAGACCCAUCUCUCAACUAAGAAAGGUCCCGGGCAUUCCUCUGGAGGUGGCAGGGCAGGGCCUGAGUGCUUGAGGAAAGAUAAUUCUAAGCCAUAAUAGGAGUUUAUUGUGAUGACUUGGGGACAGAGGGACUCUAGUGGUUAGAGAGAUGGAGGGGCCUCAGAUGCAGGCCUGGGAAACAGAAUCAGCUGCCCAAUGUGAGUAACCUUGACAGAUGAAGUCUCCUUCUUUGGCCUCACCAGGCCCACUUCUGGUGACCAAGUCUGCGUGGUGACCUGUAGUUCCUAUCUCAGGUCACUGUGUGACCCUAGGCAAGUGACCUCUGAGUCUGGGUUUCUUCGUGGGUAGCUUGGAAUGAAAUCACACAGUGGAGGCCAAUUAUAAUCUCUAACUUUGUAGAUCAUAUUCUGAAUCUCUAAAAUGGCAAGAACAAGGUCUUGGCCUUUACAGUCCCUCAUUAGCUCAAAUCUUCAGGUUGGAGCUUCCCCUGGUAACCUAGCCUCUUGUGAGCACUUGUGAGCACUUGAGGGAUGAUGAGAAAGCAAGUGGAAGGGUGCAAACUGGAGGCAAGUUCAGCAGCGAAGGAGCUUGGCCCCCAAUGAUCUCUGGGGUCAUCAGGGUCAUUGUCCAGCCCAACCCCCAGACCCAGAAGAAAAUCCUGCAUACAACUGGCAUGAUUGGCUGGGGACAGAGCGCUGGGACUCAUGGAAGAAAGGACAAACGGACCUCUGGGGGAGGAGCUGCUCCAGCAGGAAAUGCCAGAACUGGGCAGGAACAAUAGCGGGGUUUCUUUGGCCCUUGUUUUCUUUGGCAUCUUAGCUGCCACGGAGCCCAGAGCCCACUCUUCCAAGUCCUUAGCAUUCCUGCAGGCUCCUCCCCUCAGCCCUGCCUGACUGACAGGGGAGGCACCUGUUCUCUACUCCCUCUGUACCCUCCCACUGGACUCUUCCCCCAAGCUUAGCACCACACUAAACCCUCAAGGGGCUUUUAAAAUUAACAGUCACAAUGUAAGGAGACUUUACUAAGCCUUAUUCUGUGCCAAGCACUGUGCUAAGGGCUUCUCUAACACACAUGGGGAUGGAGGUCUUUAAUGCAGCUCCUCUCCCGGGAUCCUAGGGGUCUUCCCCCUCCUCUAAGCCCUGGAGAGCCCUCCAGCCUCAUUCCCACAUGCCCGACCUGGAGUGGGUGGGAAGAGGGAGGGGGUGGUAUGGAAGGAGGUAGCAGGUCACAGAGGGGCUAUAAGCUCAGAGGGAAGGGAGAUGGGAACUGGAAGAAAGUGUCACCCAGACCAGGGGUAGAAAAACUUGACUUUGGGGAAACUGAAAAAGACCACAUGUAAGACAGAGACAUGGAAAAUGAGGUAGAAACAGACAGAAACAAAAAAAGGCACAGAAACUAAGAGGCAGAGGAAAGGUGAAAAUAGCCAGGAGACAGAAACUGCAGGAUGAGAUAAAUGAAUAGAGAGAAAGAGACAGAGACACUAAGACAGCAAAAGGCAGGAAGGAAAAACAGAAAAUGAGAAGGUGUGAGAGAGACAGAGAGAGGGAGAGGUGGAAAACAGAGAGACUGAAAUGAGAAAGAGACCUACCGAGAGAAACCGAGAGGAAGAGGCUGGCAGAGGUAGAGGGACAGAGACUAAAGACAGAGACAAAAAGAGAAACAGGAUUUUGCAAAGACUGACUGGCAGAAACAGAUUUCGAGGGGAGAGAGACCAAGACCAAGUGAGGGUUUGAAGGAGACUGAGGGGAGGUGGAGGAAGAGAAGGAGAGUCUUAGAUCCGGGGUGAGGGGCUUCUAGCAGGAAGAGGGGAGACGCCAAGACCGCGCUUGGGAGGUCAGUGGUGCGCCUCUACCCUCCCUGCUCUCCCACUCCCAUAGUCUCAAGGCCUCGCCUCACACCCCGCUCCCGUCAAGUCGACAAGGGGAACCCGGCCUGGGAGAGGGCGCCUCCAGGGGUCCACUGCCUAGUGCAGGUACUGCCCAGCUACCGGGCGUCGAGGAUUGCAAAGCAUCGGGGCAGGCUGGCACGGUGCCCACUUUUCCCAAAACGCCAGCCUUCCAAGCCCAGAAGCUCGCCCGGCCCAGGCCGGGAGCGGCCCACGACGGCCGGCCGGACCGCCCUGCAGGACCCAGCCCGGCCGCCCGCCCCCGCCGCCGGCAGUGGAGGAGGUGAGCGGCGCCGACCUGCGGGACCAGCAUCACUCCGACCCAGCCGGGGGUGAGGCGGGUCAGGAUGCUCCGGUCGCAGGAGGAAAAGGAGGAGCUGGACCAAAAGCCCGAAGAGAAGAAAAGGGGAAGCCCGCGCGCGGAGCGCGGUAAAGGCCGGCGGAGCUAGACGCCCUGAGGUAGGAGCUAAGCGCCGGGACCGAGCCCCGUCUCCCAGGGAGUCCGGGGCGCACGGCACCGAGGAGAGCGCGGGAGCCAACCUGGGCGCAUCAUGCGCGGGGUCCGGGACGCGGGGCCCGUCUACACCGCCGCCUGGGUCACGUGGCCCGGACGGGCAGGCGGCUGCCCGGCCCGGGGGGCGGGGGUCGCGCCGAGGUUGCGCUGGGCGGCGGGGAGCGGCGGGCCCGCGGCGGCCGGGAGCCUCCCAACCCGUGCGCAGCGCUGGCCCCUGAGAGUGGGAGCCGCCCCCUCCCCCCCCGCGCCGGCCCCGCGCCCGGGCCCCCCCUCCCCCUACAUGGGUUUCCCCAGCAGGGCCCGCGCCAGGCCGCCAGCCUCGCAGUGGGUGCGGGACAGAGCGCGGCGCCACCCAGCCAGGCCCCCGUCCCCGCCGCCUCCACCUCGUCAGCCGCCUGCGACCCAACGGGCGCCCCCCGCCGCGGCCGCCGCCGCCGGGCCCCCGCGGCCACCAUGAAGAAGGAGGUGUGCUCCGUGGCCUUCCUCAAGGCUGUGUUCGCCGAGUUCUUGGCCACCCUCAUCUUCGUCUUCUUCGGCCUGGGCUCGGCCCUCAAGUGGCCGUCGGCGCUGCCCACCAUCCUGCAGAUCGCACUGGCCUUUGGCCUGGCCAUAGGCACGCUGGCCCAGGCCCUGGGACCCGUGAGCGGCGGCCACAUCAACCCUGCCAUCACCCUGGCCCUCUUGGUGGGCAACCAGAUCUCGCUGCUCCGGGCUUUCUUCUACGUGGCGGCCCAGCUGGUGGGCGCCAUUGCCGGGGCCGGCAUCCUCUACGGUGUGGCACCGCUUAAUGCCCGGGGCAAUCUGGCCGUCAACGCGCUCAACAACAACACAACGCAGGGCCAGGCCAUGGUGGUGGAGCUGAUUCUGACCUUCCAGCUGGCACUCUGCAUCUUCGCCUCCACUGACUCCCGUCGCACCAGCCCUGUGGGCUCCCCAGCCCUGUCCAUUGGCCUGUCUGUCACCCUGGGCCACCUUGUCGGGAUCUACUUCACUGGCUGCUCCAUGAACCCAGCACGUUCUUUUGGCCCUGCAGUGGUCAUGAAUCGGUUCAGCCCCGCUCACUGGGUCUUCUGGGUAGGGCCCAUCGUGGGGGCGGUCCUCGCUGCCAUCCUCUACUUCUACCUGCUCUUCCCCAACUCCCUGAGCCUGAGUGAGCGUGUGGACAUCAUCAAAGGCACGUAUGAGCCUGACGAGGACUGGGAGGAGCAGCGGGAGGAGCGGAAGAAGACCAUGGAGCUGACUGCCCGCUGACCAGUGUCAGGCAGGGGCCAGCUCCUCAGCCCCUGAGCCAAGGGGGAAAAAAGAAAAAGUACCUAACACAAGCUUCCUUUUUGCACAACCGGUCCUCUUGGCUGAGGAGGAGGUGCCGGUCCCCCUGGCUACACAGUUAGAGAGGGGAGAAGGAACCUAUGGUGGAACUCCUGGGGUAGGGGCCAGACCCUAGGGGCCAGGGGCUAGGGUCUGCUGGGGAUGGGUCUCUCUGGGACAGACCUCAGAGAUUGUGAACACAGUGCCAAGCUCACAGGCUGCAAGGGCCAAGCUAGAAAAGAGUGAGCCUGCAGCCUGCAUCCCCCACCCCUGCUCAAGAGCCGAAGGGAUCCCAGCCCCUAGGUGGGCAGCGGCAGACCCUCCCCAGAGCUCCUUAGGAAGAAGAAAGACUGGUUCAUUGAAUGCUGCCUUAUUUAUUUCUAGUGAGGAUGCAUGCGUGGGGCUGCUGGUGUUUGGAGUGGGGGCUACCCAAUAAAUCUCUGAUACUCAC